Molecule: messenger RNA, 4964 nt
Organism: Hippopotamus amphibius kiboko
Lineage: Eukaryota; Metazoa; Chordata; Mammalia; Artiodactyla; Hippopotamidae
Gene: DLGAP4
Product: DLG associated protein 4
Exons: 7
Coding region: 2499-3356 (285 amino acids)
Biological process (GO): signaling
Cellular component (GO): postsynaptic specialization; glutamatergic synapse
Molecular function (GO): molecular adaptor activity
Source: RefSeq, a predicted model, not a curated record
GGUGAAAAAUUAGUCUCUCCCACCUAGGCUCCUAGAUAAUCACUGUGAAUGGUCCUAAUGUUUCCUUCCAGACAUACUCUGUGUACACAGGCAGCUGUGUCAGUAUAUCCCUUUUUAUUACCUACUGCCCACUCUUCUGUACCUUGUCUUCUUCACACAAGGCUGUCUCUGUUGUAGAUUAUUCCCUAUGGGGACACACAUGGCUGUGUGACAGUCCAUUGAUGGAUGGACCACCCGUCGUUUGUCCAGUCCUCUACUAAGGGACUUUUAGAUUGUUCCCAGCCUUGCUGCUACAAGCAGUGCCCCAGCGAGCAGUCUUCCCCUCUGGCGUAUGCACAUGGGCACACAUUGCUGUGGGAGUGAUUCCUGCAAGUGGAAUUGCUGUUUUGAAGAAUCUGUGCACCUAAAAUUUUGUUACCUUCUUUUGCGUUCUGAAAAUCUGUAUAUUUUUAAAAGCACCUUGCCCCCACCCCUGGAUUCAUAUUCCUUUCUUUGGUUAAGUAUUGACUAUUCUAAUCCAGCCCGGAGAGGGGAAGGAGGCUGGUCAGUGUCAUUCAGAAGCCCUUAGCCAAUGAGAUGUCUCCAGAGUAAGGUGCAGGUGGGAGGUAGUGAGGAAUGAAGGGAAGAAAUGGGCUGGAGGGACAACAGGAGUGGAGCCAGGACUGUGGGGAGGGGGUUCUGUUACACAAACAGAACCAGGUACCUGGGGACCUGUUUGUGACUUGGUCUCCAGGGAGAGAUGCCCCCCCCCCCCCACACACACACACACUGUGUCCUUCUUCCUGUGCUUCUCUGGUGUGUGCUGCACCUGCUUGGCAACGGCUGGGCCAGUGAGCUCAUUCAUCCGGCAAAUAUUUACUGAGCUCCUAAAUCCAGUGCUGACUUGGCCAGUAUGUCCCUGUGCCUUGCCAAGCCUCAGUUUUCCUCAUCUGAGAGGUGGGGAGGCUCAUCCCUGCCUUUCUCAUGUCACCAGGCUAGUGGGGAGAUUUGGUAAGCCAGCCAGUGGGACAUUACUGUAAAACAGAUUACAGUGGUCUUAGCUAGACUGUGCCAGGCACCCUGGGUCGGCAGAAAGUGAAUUUUGGACCAGUACUGGGUGGGCUGCUGUCAGUCUUAGAAGAUGGCCUGGUCGGCCCUUGGGCGGGAGUUUUCAGGCAGCUGUUGGUGUCUCCUCUUGUGGUGCCAGAACCAGAUCAAGCUCAUCCCUGGGGUCUUCCUGAAUUUCCUCUGCCCCAGGGGCUGCUCAGGAUAAAGGUUGGGGAGAGGUAGUCAGGGAGACCAGGAGGGCAAGGCAACAGGAAGGCCCUUUUGGGUCCCCCUCAGAUCAUUUCUGCAGCUCCUUUUCAUCCUCAGUGGUGGCAGGGAUGAGGAAGGGGAAGUUCCGUCAUUCUUCUAGUUUAAAAUGGCACUUUAAAUCACUAGCCAAGUUCCUCUUGUUUUAUCAACGGGGGCACUGAGGCUGGGGGUUGAGGGCCUCCUCCCAAGUUUCCCAGCGAGUCAGCAGCCUCACAGGGAUGAGAAGCCAGGUGUUCAGGCCUUAACUCUCACCAUCUUUCCCACGUCGUCCCAGUCUUUAGUUUCACUUUGGGGUUAAAAACCAAAGCGAAAGAAAAAGGUAAAGCCGGAAGCAGCCGCUUCAGGACCAGCCCAGGCUGGGGUGGGCCUCCCGGGGACCUCACUAGGAGGGGAGCAGGCCUCUUCUCCACUGGCUCCCACCCUCGUUCUGGAGGCCUGGCUGGGGUGGGGGCCGGGCAGGGCCCGGCAGGGAGAGGCGCCAGCCUGCAGACGGGCGGUGGCCUCCUGGCCCGGCCUGCCGCUGUCUGGGAGACGGCCAGUUCCCAGUUCGACGGGUUCCCUGGUAAAGUCACCCUCACUCGGGUGUGGCCCCAGGUGGGGAGCUGCUGCCUUUGGAACUCCCGUCCUUCUGGGGCAGGGCUGGGCUGGAGCUGGGCUUGUGUUGGCCUAGGACAUCAACCCCAGCUUCCCGAAUCCAGCUUUCACAGAACAGUUCCUCUCUCUCUGAAGGUUCAUCAUGCCUAGUGGCAUAUAAGAAGACCCCGCCACCGGUCCCUCCACGCACCACGUCAAAGCCGUUCAUCUCCGUCACGGUCCAGAGCAGCACCGAGUCUGCCCAGGACACCUACCUGGACAGCCAGGACCACAAGAGCGAAGUGACAAGCCAGUCCGGCCUGAGCAACUCGUCAGACAGCCUGGACAGCAGUACCCGACCGCCCAGCGUGACACGGGGCGGAGUCACCCCAGCCCCCGAGGCCCCCGAGCCACCCCCAAAACAUGCAGCUUUGAAGAGCGAACAAGGGACGCUGACCAGCUCCGAAUCCCACCCUGAGGCCGUCCCCAAAAGGAAACUGUCAUCUAUAGGAAUACAAGUUGACUGCAUUCAGCCAGUGCCAAAAGAGGAGCCCAGUCCCGCUACCAAAUUCCAGUCCAUCGGGGUUCAGGUAGAGGACGACUGGCGAAGCAGCGCCCCCUCUCACAGCAUGUCCUCCCGACGGGACACCGACUCGGAUACCCAGGAUGCCAACGACUCGAGCUGUAAGUCAUCAGAGAGGAGCCUCCCGGACUGCACCCCACACCCCAACUCCAUCAGCAUCGAUGCCGGCCCCCGGCAGGCCCCCAAGAUUGCCCAGAUCAAGCGCAACCUCUCCUAUGGAGACAACAGCGACCCUGCCUUAGAGGCAUCCUCGCUGCCCCCACCCGAUCCCUGGCUGGAGACGUCCUCCAGCUCCCCUGCAGAGCCAGCGCAGCCAGGGGCCUGCCGCCGGGAUGGCUACUGGUUCUUGAAGCUACUUCAGGCAGAAACGGAGCGGCUGGAAGGCUGGUGCUGCCAGAUGGACAAGGAGACCAAAGAGAACAGCCUCUCUGAAGAAGUCUUAGGGAAAGUUCUCAGUGCUGUGGGCAGUGCCCAGCUACUGAUGUCACAGAAAUUCCAGCAGUUCCGGGGCCUCUGUGAGCAAAACCUGAACCCUGACGCCAACCCACGUCCAACAGCCCAGGACCUGGCAGGGUUCUGGGAUCUGCUACAGCUGUCCAUCGAGGACAUCAGCAUGAAGUUUGAUGAACUCUACCACCUCAAGGCCAACAGCUGGCAGCUGGUGGAGACCCCCGAGAAGAGGAAGGAAGAGAAGAAACCACCCCCUCCGGUCCCAAAGAAGCCAGCCAAAUCCAAGCCGGCAGUGAGCCGCGACAAGGCCUCGGACUCUGGGGACAAGCAGCGUCAGGAGGCCCGCAAGAGACUCCUGGCGGCCAAGCGGGCCGCUUCCGUGAGGCAGAACUCGGCCACAGAGAGCGCGGACAGCAUCGAGAUUUACGUCCCUGAGGCCCAGACACGGCUCUGAGACCAGGGAGCAGGAAGCAAACAAUUUUACGUCAUUAAAAACACACACACACACAAACUAAAUGCGAAUGGAACAAAAUUUUCUCAACCUUUAGUAUGGUUAUUCUGUCUAGAGACCCUGAGCCAACUUUCAAAUUGACGCAUACAAGGGCUCACGAUUUGGCUUUUUUGGGUCCCUCCCAGCUUUAGGUUAUGAAGACUUCACACAUACAAAAAAAUCAACAAAAACACAAAACUAUAAAACUUUUUUUUUUUUUCCUCUUGCUGGCCGUGGUGGACUAGAUAGAUGGACUUCAGCAACUCCCCGGCCCAGCCUCCAGACUACGGUCUUUUUACUUGUUCUAUCCAAUGAGAACUUAAACUAGCUUGUUUACAAGAUGACGACAGCCCAAGGGCAGCCUUGGGCACCUGCCGUGUCCUUCCUUCUUUUCUUGGCUACCCCAGCUCUGACCUUGGAGUUUUCAUUCUUACGUUUUUCUCUUUUCCCUUCAGAGCUCACACAGGGGUCACCAUCCUGACUAUCAGCUUUCUGGUUCUCAGCCCUUUUCGUGGUUGAGCCCAGAGGACAGAGAUGGACACGCGUCCCCUCCCCCACCAAGUGCUCACACACAGUCACACACGCAGAUGUAGGUUCCUCAGCAGAAGCAGCCCGCCCACUGUGACCCGCCAGCCCUAGGCAGUGUCAGGCGGGGGACUCGCCUCUCUGAGACCAUGACGAGGGCUGAAGUCUUUGUGGGGGGAAAUGAGAUAAAAACCACAGCUACCACACUCCAGACUCCCGCCUUUUUCUUCUCUCUAGCCCCUUCUUCCUUCAGCAAAAUGUAUGACUCAGAGUGACUUGCAGGGGCCACUCAAGAGGGACCCCAUUUUCCAGGGGUUGUCUGUCCCUGGCCGAGCCUGUAUACAGUACCCGAGGGGCGGGCGGCUGUGUCUGUACGUAUGUGUACAUAUGCACAUAGACCUUAGAGUGUAUAUUUAACAAACGCCCCUCUGCUCACCCGUGCCCACCAGCGCCACCGCUGGCUCUCGGGGCACCUGGCAGGAGGCGGGUGUGUGAAUAGCAUAUAUUUUUACAUGUACUAUAUCUAGGUGUGUGUACAAGUGUGUGUAAAAAUAUAUACCUUGCGUGUAAGCAGCCCCCCCCCCCACUUUUUUUUGGUCUCCUACCUGCCUCCCACCAUGGGCCCAUCUGCCCAGCCUCUGAGUUUUCUAUUUUUUUACCCCAAUCAUCCUUCUCUCUCCCCUGCCCCCCAGUCCCACUCCCAGGGUGUCAUGAGCCCUGAGCUGCAAUGGGCCAGGCCUGCAAGACGAGGUGGGGGGCAGGGAGAGGGCGAGGCCUGGCCUGCAGCGAGCUCCGUGCACGAGGGCUGCUUUCUCCUGUGUCCACAGCUGUGGCACUGGAGACGUCCUCGUGUCCAGCACCUGCCACAGGGGUCCUGGGUGAACUGAGGGCCUGCUCUAGGGCCCAUUCCAGCGUGGCCGCUGUCUGUGACCUUGGGCAAGUCACUUGACCUCUGUGUGCCUCAACUUCCUCCUCUGUAACAUGGGGACAGUCCCCGCCCCUCCCUACCUCACAGGCAUGUUGUGAGAAUAAAUGAGGUAACGUGUA